GGGUGGGGCGAGGGCAGCCGAGUUGCUCCUGACAACAGCGGCUGGAGGGGAGGAAGCAGCGAUGUCUGCUCUCAGAUACGCGGGGCUGGACGACACCGACAGCGAGGACGAGCUGCCUCCUGGCUGGGAGGAGAGAACCACCAAAGACGGCUGGGUUUACUACGCCAAUCAUGUUGAACUGAAAACCCAAUGGGAUCACCCAAAAACGGGAAAGAAGAAACGGGUGGCAGGAGAUUUACCUUAUGGUUGGGAACAAGAAACAGAUGAAAAAGGUCAGGUGUACUUUGUUGAUCACAUCAAUAAAAGAACCACAUUCCUGGAUCCACGGUUGGCAUUUACAAUUGAGGAGACAUCAGACAAGCCAACUAUUCGGCAGCGGUAUGACGGUAACAGUGCUGCUAUGGAAAUUUUGCAUGGCCGAGACCUAAGUGGCAAAGUUGUAAUUGUCACAGGAGCCAAUUCUGGGAUUGGUUAUGAAACUGCGCGUUCUUUAGCUUUGCACGGAGCUCAUGUUGUCUUAGCCUGCAGAAACCGAGCAAGAGCCGCUGAAGCUACACAAAAGAUAUUGGAAGAAUGGCAUAAAGCCAAGGUUGAAGCUAUGAUCCUGGAUUUGGCCUCCCUUCAAAGUGUCCAACAGUUUGCAGAAGCCUUCAAGGCUAAAAACCUAUCCCUUCAUGUGUUGAUCUGUAAUGCCGCUGCGUUUGGUUCUCCGUGGCAAUUGACAGUGGAUGGCCUUGAAACCACUUUUCAAGUCAAUCACUUGGGACAUUUCUACCUGGUGCAGCUCCUUCAAGACGUUCUCCGUCGUUCAAUACCUGCAAGGGUUAUUAUCGUAUCCUCUGAGUCACACAGAUUCACAGAUAUAAAGGAUUCCUCGGGGAAGGUGGAUUUUAGUCUGCUUUCUCCUGCUAAAAAAGAUUACUGGGCCAUGCUGGCUUACAAUCGUUCGAAGCACUGCAAUAUUCUCUUCUCGAAUGAGCUGAAUCGCCGCCUGUCACCUCAUGGUGUAACAUCCAACACUCUUCAUCCAGGAAACAUGAUGUACUCCUCACUACACCGCAGCUGGUGGCUGUACACCCUACUGUUUGCCUUGGCUCGUCCUUUUACCAAGUCGAUGAAUCUACCCUGACUGGUUGCAUCGUGGCCUGGUAGGGCAAUACCGACGCACAUGAAUGCAGGAGGCUGCGGAGAGUAGUGGGCACAGCGUGGUCCAUCAUGGGUACAGCCCUCCACAACAAUGAAAGUAUCUACUUGAGGCAUUGCCUCAAGAAGAGAUCAUCUAUCAUCAAGGAUCCCCACAGUGACCUCGUUUCUCCUGCUACUAUCAGGCAGGCGGUACAGGAGCCUGAUGAUCCCACACCACCAGGUUCAGGAAAAACUUUCCAACAACCAUCAAGAUGCUGAACUGACAUGCACAACCUUAAUCCUUCCUCAGCAAUGGAACACCACAGACCACCUCUUGCAGUUCUAUGAACUGGUUUCUAAUUGCAUUUUUACACUCAUGUCUUUUUCACUCUGUUAUACGAGUCUUAUAUAAUUCUUGUAUAAUUUAUGUUCUGUGUGUUGUUUGAAUCUAAGUGCCUGUGAUGCUGCUUCAAGCACGCUUUUCAUUGUACCUGUACCUCAUGGUAUUGGCGCACAUGACAAUAAACUCAAUUUGAC
Leucoraja erinaceus (little skate) is the source of this 1662-nucleotide messenger RNA. RefSeq names its product WW domain containing oxidoreductase (gene wwox). The coding region runs from base 62 to 1129 and encodes 355 amino acids. Gene Ontology annotation, molecular function: protein binding. The transcript has 9 exons. The record is from RefSeq and is a predicted model, not a curated record. Lineage: Eukaryota; Metazoa; Chordata; Chondrichthyes; Rajiformes; Rajidae.